UGGCGGAGGCUCAGAGCCGCAGCGGGCGCGUGCCCGGCGGGCUGGUUUCCCGGGAAACCUGACGCCUGCUCCCAGAGCCGUGCGGAGUGGAAGCCGGCGAGCCGGCGGCGCUGCGUGGGUCACAGCCCUGCGCGGCCCCUGCGCGGUCGGUCGAGGUCUCUGAGCUUCGGCGCGGCCCCGCGGCAGGCGGUUGGAAGAGGAGAGACAUGGCGGGUCGCUGUUCCUUAGACUCGUACUAUGAAAUCCCACAUACUAUCAGCUCUGAAAACCAGGUGGAGGAGAGGCCCAAGGGGCCUCCGGCUGCCGGGACCUUGGAGAGCUCCAUGCUGGAUGCCAAAAGACGCAUCCCAGAGGCCCCAGAGGGCGAAGACGAGGAGUCUGAGGGCCCCCUUAGGGAGCAGGACCUGAAGGAGGCCUACAUCCCGCUGGUCCGGGGGCUGCAGGAGUGGCAGGACGGCUGCAUCUACCGCGGAGAGUUCGGGCUGGACAUGAAGCUGGGAUACGGGGAGUUCUCUUGGCCGACGGGCGAGUCCUACCACGGGCAGUUCUACCGGGAUCACUGCCACGGCCUGGGCACCUACACGUGGCCGGACGGCUCCAGCUUCACGGGCACCUUUUACCUCAGCUCCCGGGAAGGUUAUGGCAUCGCACGGCGGCCGGCGAGGCUCUUCCAGGGGCUGUACAAAGCGGACGAGCGGUUCGGGCCGGGCAUCGAGACCUACCCCGACGGCAGCCAGGACGUGGGGCUGUGGUUCCGAGAGCACCUCAUCAAGCUGUGCGUGGAGAUCCCCAGCGGCUUCUCCCUCCGCGGCUACCCCGAGUUCUCGGGCUUUCUCACGCACACACCUGUCAGAAUCAGCCUCUCGGACGCGGGGAAGAUGGAGUGGGCCCCGCGGGAAGGGCAGGACCCGUUCUUCUACGACUACAAGCGGUUUCUGCUGGAUGACAGCCUCACUCUGCCUCCGGAAAUGUCCCUCUACUCGACCGACCACAGCCACCUGCCCAUGACCGCCUCCUUCCGCCAAGACCUGGACGCCCGCGUCUUCCUGAACGACGUCCCCCCGUUUGUGGAGGAUGGAGAGCCCUGGUUUAUCAAAAACGAGACCCCGCUGAUGGUCAGAAUCCAGAGGCAGGCUUACAAGUUCAGGAACAAGAGGGCGCACACCAGCUGGAACGUGGACACCAUCCUGGAGGGGAAACGGAGCGGCUUCGCGCGCCGCGGGCCCAAGGAGCGGCUUUCCAAGGAGACGAUCCUGCAGGCCCAGGAGGGGAAUCACGACUGGAUUUACGGCGUCCUGAAGGACAACCUCGUCAGCCCCGACGUGGCCGACGCCAGGGGCUACACGGUGCUGGCCGCGGCCGCUGUUCACUGUCACGUGGACAUCGUCAACCUCCUGCUGGACAACGGGGCGGACGUGAACAAGCGCACGGACGAGGGGCUCACGGCGCUCAGCAUGUGCUUCCUCCUCUACUACCCGAGCGGGGCCUUCGAGCCCGGCGUUGCCGAGAGGACGGUGCCUGAGCCCCAGGAAACUUCAAAACCUGUAACAAUUCCCAGCUGUUCCUCCUCCAUCCCCGAGGCAGCUGAGGAGCCAGCGCGUCUGGAGGAGCUGGCACGGGCCCAAGGCGGCCAGGACCCAAAGCCAGAGGGCGGCCGGGCGUCUUGGGACAGGGACCCCAGGAGCAGCCCCCCAAGGUGGGGCUCCGCUUCCCUCAGGAGCAGCGCCAGCCACUCGGGGAAUUCGCGGAGUGCGGGGCCGGGGCCCUUGGACCGGUGCUCCCUGUGCAGCAGCGAGACGGACUUGGAGUCCAGCGGGUGCGUGUGCAACUCCUGCGCUGAGCUGUCGCAGGACCUGCUGGAGCGGAGCGCCCAGAAGCACAGCCUGCUGAAGGCCCCCGCCGCCCCCGGAGAGGGCACCGUGAGGAGGAUGGCGCGGUCCAUGGUCCAACGCAGACGCAGGUGGCUGACCAUCAGCCUCCUGCUGCGGCGCGGCGCCGACCCCAACCUGUGCCGCGUGCCCAUGCAGGUGCUGCUCCUCGCGGUGAAGGCCGGGGACGUGGACGGCGUGAAGCUGCUGUUGGAAAGCGGAGCCCGGACCGACAUCCAGUUCCCGCCGCAGCUGGGGGCCCUGACCCCCCUCCACCUCGCGGCCGCCCUUCCCGGGGACGAGGGCAUCAAGAUCACAGAGCUGCUGCUCCAUGCCAUCACCGACGUGGACGCCCGGGCGGCCGACCAGGACGACGUGUACAAGCCGGGCAAGCCGGACCUGCUGCCCUCGAGCCUGAAGCUCAGCAGCGAAGCAGGCCCGCCCAGCACCUACUACAGUGGCUGUGCGUCUGUCCCCGACGAGGGCGGCAGGACGGCGCUGCACGUGGCCUGCGAGCGGGAGGACAACCACCGGUGUGCCAGGGACAUAGUCCGGCUGCUCCUGUCGCACAGAGCGAAUCCCAACACCCUGUGGAGUGGCCACUCCCCACUCUCCCUGUCCAUCGCCAGCGGCAACGACCUGAUUGUGAAGGAGCUUCUGUCCUAUGGAGCUGACCCCAACUUACUCCUGACCAAAGGCCUGGGCAGUGCCCUGUGUGUGGCCUGCGACCUCGCCUAUGAGAGCCGGAGGAGCAUGGACAGCAAGCUGGCCCUGAUCGACCGGCUCAUUAGUCACGGGGCCGACAUCCUGAACCCCGUGACCCUCACGCAGGGGGACAAGGUGGCGGUGGGCACUGCUGUCGACUAUGGCUAUUUCAGAUUCUACCAGGACCGGAAGAUCGCCCACUCCCCCUUCCACACGCUGAUGCCGGCGGAGCGGGAGACGUUUCUGGGCCGGAAGAAGCUCCUGGAAUACAUGGGCGUCCAGCUGCGGCGAGCGGUCUUUGCCAAGGAGUGCCAGUGGGAUCAAAAGGUGCUGACCCUGAGCAAGCGAGCGGAGCUGGCCCCCUGCCUCCGGAUGAAGCAGAAGGGCACCAGUGUGCCCAAAGGGCUGGACUUGGAGGAGCAGGAUCAGAUUCCCUUCUUCAAGUUCUGCUGCCAGUGCGGCCGCUCCGUCGGGGUGCGCCUCUCGCCCUGCGCCCGCUGCUACGGGAUCCUGACCUGCAGCAAGUACUGCAAGAACAGAGCCUGGAGCGACUUCCACAAGAGGGACUGCGGCUCCCUGAUGGCCAUUGGGAAAACACACUUGAUGCCGUCCAUCAAGAAACCCUUGAGGCGUCUGGGCAAUGAGCCCCAGAAGCCUGAGACCCUGCAGCUGCUUCGUCAGUCAAGGAGGCGCAGGGCCAGCAGGUCCGGGACCACCCAGGACUGCGGGUGAGCAUGCAGUUGCUGCUCGGCAGGCAUGCGGGGAGCCUGUGCUGCCCCCAGGCCCGAGGGGAGCCGCAGCCCUGCAGGACACCCCUCUGUGGAGCUGCACUGUCCCCCCCCCCCCCGCCUAUGCUGGGGUCCCAGCCCCUGGGCCCUCAGCACUCCAAGCCCUGGGUGACCGAGAGGCACUGCUGAAUAUUUGCUGGCAGACCAGUGCUGGCUGCAACCCCAAAUAAAGUGACCCUCAGUG
Sus scrofa (pig) is the source of this 3545-nucleotide messenger RNA. The record is from RefSeq and is a predicted model, not a curated record. NCBI's taxonomy places the organism in Eukaryota, Metazoa, Chordata, Mammalia, Artiodactyla, Suidae.